AUGCAAGUUUAUGCUUGCUGUGAGGAUAUUGUCACAGAGAGCUUUGCAUACCUUGGUAGUGUAGUCGAUGUCUCUGAGCCAUCAGACCAAGAAUUCAGUAGAUGGAUUGGCACUGGUGGCAGGAAACAUGAACUUGAUCAACAACAACAGUUGGAAAUGGUACAGUUGGAGGACAUGUAUCCAACCGACGGCUACACCUUCCACGAAACGCUGCGCUCUACAAGAACACGGUCCCAGGAUGCACAUGGGAUCAGGCUGAGUGUAGAAUCGGGUCAGGCGCUGGAAGAUAAAUCCAAACUCCCUCUUCAUACUGAUGAAUGCGGGUCCCAGGACGCACCAGGGAUCAGGCCGAAUAAAGAGAUAAGUCAGGACCUGGCAAAUAAAGCCAAUCUCCCUCACACUGAUGGAAUCAUUGGCAGCCAUCUCUUCCGUGCUGGUGUGUCAGUGGACUCUGAAGAUGGCCAGCAGACUUUUGCUGAAGUUCCUGUGCAACCUUUUACUGCCGAUGAAGAACUUGCUGCCACCGACACUAAUAUUGAUACGAAAGUGGGAAUCGUCUCUCCUCCAGUGGAAAGCAAGUUAUGGCAGGCUCAGCUAAAGAUGUUGGAGACACAGGCCAGGAUAGAACAUGCUCAGUUGAAAAGUCUAGAAAGACAGGCCAGAAUAGAGGAGGCUCAGUUGCAGAUCUUAAAAAGACAAUCCAAAAUAGAAGAGGCCCAAUUAAGAUGCUUGGAGAGGCAGGCCGAGUUAAAUGAAGCCAAAUUAAAGGUUCACGAUAAAAAAGCAAAAAUAGAGGAAACCCAUUUGUGGAACUUGGAGAGACAGGCCAAUAUUGACGAGUCUCAAUUAAAUAUAUUACAGAGUCAGACUAAAAUAGAGGAAGCCAAAUCAAGGAUCCUGGAGGGGCAGGUUGAUACGGAUGCCCUUUUGCAGAAGAUCAGCCAACAUGUUUAAGUAAUCGCAAGCUACUGUGAAGUUCAAUCUUCCAAUAAACCAGUCUGAGAACA
Messenger RNA from Penaeus monodon (black tiger shrimp), 1007 nucleotides. RefSeq lists its product as uncharacterized. The transcript has 6 exons. The record is from RefSeq and is a predicted model, not a curated record. Lineage: Eukaryota; Metazoa; Arthropoda; Malacostraca; Decapoda; Penaeidae. Bases 1 to 954 code for a protein of 317 amino acids.